Sphaeroforma arctica JP610 is the source of this 1244-nucleotide messenger RNA. RefSeq lists its product as hypothetical. Lineage: Eukaryota; Ichthyosporea; Ichthyophonida. Bases 220 to 1146 code for a protein of 308 amino acids. Gene Ontology annotation, cellular component: cytosol. Gene Ontology annotation, molecular function: aldose reductase (NADPH) activity. The transcript has a single exon. The record is from RefSeq and is a predicted model, not a curated record.
AUUCAUCAGUGUAACUGUUCGGCAUAUUCGAGAACCUACAGUCCUACACAACAAAAGAGUGGUGAAGUGUACGAGAGAGGGGUUGAUUACGUGGUGUCUAAAAAUAACAACAACAAACAUCUUCCAAAAUUUAAACAAAUUAUAAAAGUAUAAAUAGGCCUCCCAUAAACUUUUGAAACAGUACAACACAUUGUAACUGAUAAUUUAAAACUACUAAAAAUGGAUUCCACUUUCACGCUUGUUUCUGGCAACAAAAUCCCUGUCGUAGGUCUUGGUACCUGGCAAGCCGAGAAAGGUGUGGUUGGGCAAGCCGUGAAAGACGCUAUCGAACUUGGUUACCGACACAUUGACUGUGCUGCCAUUUAUGGUAAUGAGAAGGAAAUUGGUGAGGCGUUCAAAGAAGUAUUCGCUGGAGAUGUCAAGCGAGAGGAUGUAUUUGUGACGUCGAAGCUGUGGAACACCAUGCACGCACCUGAAAAGGUCGAAGAUGCUCUGAAGAAGACACUCAGUGACUUGGGAUUGGAGUAUCUAGAUCUGUACUUGAUCCACUGGCCUGUACACCAAAACGAUGAUGGCAGCUUCCUUCCGUAUGAAGCAAUUCCCAUCGGAGAUACAUGGAAGGCACUAGAAGCGUGUGUGGACAAGGGCCUGGUAAGAGAUAUUGGGGUAAGCAAUUUCUCGGCGAAGAAGGUGAAACAGGUGCUACAGGGUGCACGUAUCAAACCUGCAAUGAACCAGAUUGAGAGACAUGCAUAUCUGCAACAACCCAAACUUCUCGAGUAUUGCCUCAGUGAAGGUAUCCGUGUUACGGCGUACUCACCCUUGGGGUCACCAGGAAAUUCUAUGUACGACUUCAGUGAGAAGGCUGUAAUUGAGACGGAGGCGAUUCAGAAAUUAGCCGAGAAGCAUAAUGUGACUGCAGCACAAGUAUGUAUUAGAUGGGCAAUCCAGAGUGGGACUGUAACUAUCCCAAAGUCAACCAAACGCCAUAGAAUUCAAGAGAAUGCCACUGUUGACUUCAAGCUAAGUGAUGAGGAUAUGAAGGAGAUUGCCGCGCUUGACAAGGGUCAUCGCUAUUGCGAUGGGUCAUUUUGGACCAAGAAUGAACACUACACUCUGGAAAGUCUAUGGGAGGGCACCGAGUAAGAAAUUGCAGUCUGGAUCAAAAAUCCUGAUAUAUACAACUAAUAAAAUUUGCGGACAGUUCUUCUCCGAAAUGCGCGCAAGGUAAUUCUAGAGUAUAA